Messenger RNA from Mytilinidion resinicola, 1233 nucleotides. RefSeq lists its product as uncharacterized. Gene Ontology annotation, molecular function: iron ion binding; oxidoreductase activity, acting on paired donors, with incorporation or reduction of molecular oxygen; heme binding. Lineage: Eukaryota; Fungi; Ascomycota; Dothideomycetes; Mytilinidiales; Mytilinidiaceae. Bases 1 to 1233 code for a protein of 410 amino acids. The record is from RefSeq and is a predicted model, not a curated record. The transcript has a single exon.
AUGGCAGACUCAAAGACUGCAAUCGUUGCGGUUACAGUGGUCUUCCUCGUCGCCACUUACCUAUACAUUCGUUCCAACAAUUACGAACGUUCUAAUUGUCCCAGUGUCUCAAAAGUAUUCGCCGACGAGGUCAACUGUCUGCGCAUUCUUCAAGCCAAGGCAUCAAAUCAAGACAACCACGGCUUACGCAACGCUUUGCAGUCUCGAGCUCUUCCGAAUCAGAGGCUUACGGUUGCUUUCGGCGUUGAUAACGCCUUCACGACGACCAGCAUCGAAAAUAGAAAUAUGUUCAGAAACCAAUCUACGAGCCUCUUACGUCAGCCGUUCUCGAAUUCAGGCUGGAUAAAACUCCACCAUGGACUCCGGAGCAUGGUCAAAGAUGCCCUCACGGACAAAAGCAUCUUGCUAGUUCCUCUUGUACAGUCAUUGACCCUUAGAAUCACGCUAGCGGUUCUAUUCGAUCUCAAUCCCAUUGCAAUCCCUGCUUCCGUCGCGGAAGAGCUUGCGAGCGAUAUCAACGACAUUUGGCUAGCCUCAAAGUGCGGCACGAUUCCCAAAUGGCGAACUCAGACGCGAACCCACAUGCUGCUCAGAUCCAUACUUCCUUCGACAGACCCUCUCAAUCUAGCUGAAAACCCCAUGAACUUUAUCUUGCCGGCCUAUGAAACUCUUUGGCGAGUCGUACUCCGCUGCUUUAUCGAAGUCCUCUACCGCGGGCCACGAGCAAGUCGCACGACCUGGAGACGUGCCAUUCAAGAAAGUCUCAGCCACCCAAAAGACAGCUCCGUUGACGUUUCCAAAUUCUCUACGAACAACAUAGCCAGAGAGGCCCUCCGCCUAUACCCACCAACACGCCGCGUGUACCGCUACUUCCAAGACCCUGCUACAGGUUAUCCAGAAGUCGAAGCUGCAGACCUUGAAGCUUGCCAGCGCGAUGAAACCCUCUGGGGCGCGGAUGCGAAGACUUUCAACCCGGACCGAUGGAUGACAAUCGACGAUCCGGCCAGGCGUCUCCUAGCGUUCGGUGAUUCACCCUUCCGAUGUCCAGCAUACAACGAAUUUGGCUUUCGGAUGAUCAUACUGCUGACGGGUGCGCUGUCGGAGGGUGUUGGAGAAGACUAUGAACUUCAGUACGGCUCAUGUUGCGAGUUGCCGGAGUGGGGCACGCCGUUGUGCAGUGGGCGCAGGUCAUACUCGCAGGUGCGGCUGCAGGGCUUGAGGUCUUGCAAUUAA